CUCACAGGCGAGGUGGAUGGCGAGGAGGUGGAGGUUGUGCGGGUGGUGGAGGGCCUGAACGCGUCUCUACCCUGCGAUGUGAAGGCGCCCCAUCAUGACACGCCCACGCUCACCCUGUGGUAUAUAGCAGACGAGGAGGCGCCCGUGUACAGUUACGACGAGAGACCAGCAGUUAGAGGCUCCCAGUGGUCAGAUGCGGGCGUGUUAGGAGCGCGCGCCCACUACCACCCACACCGCACGCCCCCCGCCCUGCACCUCGCCCACGCCACGCCCAUGGACGCACGCCUGUACCGCUGCAGGGUGGACUUCAAGAACACACGCUCCAGAGUCACGUGGGUUAAUCUGACUGUCAUUGUCCCGCCCCGCCGUGCCGAAGUCCUUCCCCGCGUGACUCCGGUCCUCCUUGGUGCUAAAAAUGACGUUGUUUGCAAGGCCUAUGGAGGAUCCCCAGCGCCGGAGGUCAUCUGGCUCCAAGACGGCCGGGAGGUGGACAAAAGCUACACGAUCGCUGGGGAAGAAAGCUACAACGCGCUCGAGGUUCCAGCAGGGAGAGGCGACCUAGCCAGUCCAUUCGUGUGUCGAGCCUCUAACAACGACGUUCUUGGCCCUCCUGAAGUCGCCUACCUGCGGAAUGUGACCUGCGAACCCCUUUCAGUGACCAUACAAGGCGGGGAAUUGCCGGUAACAGAAGAGAGGCCUGCCAAUCUCACCUGUACAGUCAUUGGCAGCAACCCACGCCCGCGCAUUACCUGGCUGAGGCACGGCCAGCCCCUGACGCGCACACAGACACAGGUGACACACAGAGACAACGUGACGCAGAGUACAAUAACACUCUCCGUGACACGCGCGGAUCAUCACCAGCGUGUCACGUGUCACGCUUUUAACCCUUUGAUGAAGGAGUCACGCUUGGAGGAUGUCUUCACUCUUAACGUGCAGUACAAGCCCAGCCUUCGUCUCUCCCUCGGCCGCUCUCUCAAGAAGGAAAAUUUGCAAGAACUCAAGGAUAUAUUUUUCGAGUGCCAGAUUGACGCUAACCCCGAGCCAUACAAGUUAGAGUGGUGGCAUAACGGGCAGGUGGUGACACACAACUCUGGGGGCGUGAUAGUGAGCCAGACCACGCUAGCUCUGCAGAAGGCGCGGCGGGACAGAAGCGGGGUUUAUCAAUGCAGCGCGUCUAAUGUGGAAGGAGAUGCUUUAAGUAACCAGUUGUCUAUCGCUAUCAAGUACGCCCCCCGCUGCAUUAUCGCCCCCUCCCUGCGCGGCGCCCCCCUCCGUGAGCCCCUUAAUCUGACCUGCCGUGUUGACGCUGACCCCCCCAAUGUCGAAUUCACGUGGACCUUCAACAACUCGGUCAGAAGAGAUAAGGUGUUUGGGGAGAACAGGUACACCACGCAGGGUUUAGAGAGCCGGCUGCGGUACACUCCAACCAGCGAACGGGACUAUGGUACACUUCUAUGCUACGCCCGGAACAGCGUGGGCGCCCAGGAUGUACCGUGCUCCUUCACCGUCGUCUCUGCAGGACCGCCGGAGGAGGUGGGAGAAUGUUCUGUCGACAACAUCACGUCUCAUUCCGUCACUGUUACUUGUGUGCCAGGAUUUAAUGGAGGUCUGCCGCAGAGGUUCACUAUACAGGUCUGGGCCCUCACUGACCCUCCGGACCAACAGCAACUCGUCUCAAACAUGUCUGAGGUCAACGCUGAGUUUGUGGUGAGGUCACUGGAGCCAGGUCACCACUACAGGGCCGAGGUCACAGCCUAUAACAAGAGAGGCGCUACUAAUCCUGUAGAGGUCAUGAUUUACACACUCAAGGAGGCUGAAAUGCAUAAAAGCCUACCUUCCCGCUCUGAGCCUUCCGCCAUCAUGUUAGUGGUCGCUGUGUUUGCCGGGGCGGUGAUAGUGGUGGUGGCGUGUCUCCUGGCGGGCGUGUGGGGCGUGCGUGGGUGUAGGCGCGCUGGCUGCAGAAGGGAGGCGGUGUCUGGAGAAGAGGAAGAGGAAGACAUCACGACGAGAGUUUUGGUGAAAGAGUCAAAUCCGGAUAUUCUUGAGACAGCGCCACCCCUGCAGACCACCACCACCACCACCACGCCCACCACGCCCACGAGUGACCCUAUUUCUAUAAGCAUAAUCAAGACAGCCCUUCCGCCAAUUCUCCCACGCCCCCUCCAUGAUGUGUCCCCCACGGCGCCCACGUCUCCUGAGCAAGGGGGGGGAAGGAGGGGGGUAGAGGACCGGAGGGGGUGUACCUUGCCCAAUCCUAAGACUUCGCUAGGCCUACUGCCCUUACAUAUGCCUAUAGAAGAAAGCUUGCAGAGAUCGUUGCGUGGGUUAAGUUCACAGCAUCUCGCGUAGGACCUGCCCACGCGCCCUUACGCCCACGCCCACACCCGCCCACGCUCACGCACGCCCCCAUAAUGCUCCAAACAACUCUCUCUCUCUCUCUCUCUCUCUCUCUCUCUCUCUCUCUCUCU
Molecule: messenger RNA, 2468 nt
Organism: Portunus trituberculatus (swimming crab)
Lineage: Eukaryota; Metazoa; Arthropoda; Malacostraca; Decapoda; Portunidae
Product: nephrin-like
Molecular function (GO): protein binding
Source: RefSeq, a predicted model, not a curated record